Molecule: messenger RNA, 2518 nt
Organism: Plectropomus leopardus (leopard coralgrouper)
Lineage: Eukaryota; Metazoa; Chordata; Actinopteri; Perciformes; Serranidae
Gene: p2ry1
Product: purinergic receptor P2Y1
Biological process (GO): platelet activation; phospholipase C-activating G protein-coupled receptor signaling pathway; relaxation of muscle
Cellular component (GO): plasma membrane
Molecular function (GO): ATP binding; G protein-coupled ADP receptor activity; G protein-coupled ATP receptor activity
Source: RefSeq, a predicted model, not a curated record
AAGAGCCUCCUCUCGCUUUACGGAGCCUGCUGCUCGCAAUUCCUGCUCUUCGUGCCAGAGCCUGCAGCUGUCUCUGGUGCGUCCCACUGCCGCUGUUGUGGGAAAUCGUCCCCGCGUGACGAACCGACGGCGGACUGGUUUUUCUCCCCUUGAAGUGUCAACGCAAACCUGAAGGAUAUCGCAACUUUUAAACAAUUCAAAACACAGUUAAGGGGGUGAAUGGAGACACCUGACAGCUCGUGACGCCCCAUCUGUGUGUUGACUGAAAUCUUUGCAACUGUGAAGGCUAUAGGAAUGUGGAAUUCAAGUCUGUCUCAGCGUAAAAGGACCUGCCUCUGCCCCUGACACCAUGACCACAGACCUGAACUUGACCUCGCUGUUGAAUGUAACCGAUCUCCACAAUCACACACGAGGAUGUUCCCUCACCAAGACAGGUUUCCAGUUCUACUACCUGCCCACUGUUUACAUCAUGGUCUUUAUCACGGGGCUGGUGGGCAACAGCCUGGCCAUUUGGAUGUUUGUGUGCCACAUGAGACCCUGGAGCAGUAUUUCUGUCUACAUGUUCAACCUGGCUCUGGCUGACUUCUGUUACGUCCUCUCUCUGCCCUUCCUCAUCUUCUACUACUUCAAUAAAACGGACUGGAUAUUCGGGGAUGUUCUGUGUCGUCUGCAGCGAUUCAUAUUCCAUGUGAAUCUUUACGGGAGUAUUCUGUUUCUGACCUGCAUCAGUGUUCACAGGUACACCGGGGUGGUGCACCCGCUCAAGUCUCUGGGCAGACUGAAGAAGAAAAAUGCAGUUAUUACCAGCGCGUUGGUGUGGGCGGUGGUCGUUAUAGGUAUCUCUCCCAUAUUGUAUUAUUCCCGCACUGGCUUAAAGCGUAACUCAACCACUUGUUAUGACACCACCACUGAGGAUGAGUUACCUGGUUAUUUUAUCUACAGCAUGACUUUGACUGUCUUUGGGUUCUGCAUCCCCUUCAUUAUCAUAUUUUGUUGCUACGGUAUGAUCGUGAAAGCGUUAAUCUGCAAUGAUAUGAACAAUGCGCCCCUGCGGCAGAAAUCCAUCCACCUGGUUAUCAUCGUGCUUGCGGUCUUCGCCGUCUCCUACCUGCCCUUCCAUGUGAUGAAGAACCUUAACAUGCGGGCAAGGCUGUACUUCCAAAGCCCUGAUAUGUGUGAUUUUAAUAACCGCGUCUACGCCACCUACCAGGUGACGCGAGGGCUGGCCAGCCUCAAUAGCUGUGUGGAUCCUAUUCUCUACUUCCUGGCUGGAGAUACGUUCAGGAGGAAGCUUUCACGGGCCACUAAAAAGCCCUCCAGGAAGGGGGACAAUGUCCUUCAGUCCAAGAGUGAGGAGACAGCUCUCAACAGCCUGGCUGAGUGUGUGGAGAAUGGGGACCGGAGGCUGUGACCGCUCAGGGGUGUGGAUCUCUCUUAGCUUUAGAUGGACUUUGUACUGAAUAAAUAAGUGCACUGUGUGGACUGAAGGCUGUGUGUAAAACUUUCUGGUCGAUAGUUUAUAGAACUGUAAGAUAAAUACAUUUAACCCUGUGAUAACCAUCGCUCGCUUGCAGCCUGUCGAUGUCGAUAAGCUACUGUACUGUAUCGUCCUGUAUUGUACUCUAAAUGUUAGAGCCAUCGUUCUUAUUGAGAAGUGUUGCUUACACCUUGAACAAAAUGAACAUUUUCAUCAGGCAAACUGAGGGAAAUAGGUUUCCCUCCAAGCUAUAAUGCCCCGUUCAUCAAAUUUGUUCUGGAGAAAUAGGACUGAGAAUGGAUUGCACCUCCUCUAGCCACUGAGCUGAUGCUUAAUCAAUAGCUAUUAAGCAGGUUAGAGCUCGUGGUUAAAGAGGUGUACCUGAGAUGGCUUUUUAGAGUGAAAAGUAAAAUGCACUGAACCUGAUUGCUGCAUGGAUGUGCCGUGCAGACAAUGCACUAUGACCAGGGACUCUCUGCUCAGAGGGCCACCUAUCACUCCUCAUUCCUUUCUCCAUCUAUUACUGACUAGGCGAGGAAUGUGGUCAACAAGUUUUUCAUUUGGACAGCUCUGAGGUUAAGGUCUGCAACGGCUCUGUUACCACAAUCUUUCUCUCCUUGUUAACUUGUUCCGUACAGAAAAAAAACGAGAAGAUAAUACUUACAGUAUUUUGUGUAUAUGAUACUACAAUGAAUGUUUUUUUUUUCUAAGGUGUGCUGUACAGGAUGUUGUGAUGUUCCAGAUUGUGCUGUUAACUGUUUUGUUCAAGUCAGUAUCACUAAUCCAGACCUUUAGUGCAGUGGUUCCCAACUGGUGGGCUGCGGUCCAGAAUGGGUCACGGGUCCAUUCUGAAUGGACCGCAAGUGACUUAUGACCAUUGUAAGUUUGUGAAAAACUCAUACUUUUCCUUGAGCUUUCCUGAGUGACACGUAGGAAAGACAUGAAGUGUUUGACCCACAUGAUGUGUUGCACAACCAUCAGAAAUUUGAAAAUCCAGCGCCAAUUUCUGUUUUUAGAAUUUAUGGAUGUGAUAAAUGGUGU